Molecule: messenger RNA, 1795 nt
Organism: Cucurbitaria berberidis CBS 394.84
Lineage: Eukaryota; Fungi; Ascomycota; Dothideomycetes; Pleosporales; Cucurbitariaceae
Product: DNA topoisomerase IV, alpha subunit
Exons: 8
Coding region: 119-1567 (482 amino acids)
Biological process (GO): meiotic DNA double-strand break formation; meiotic DNA double-strand break processing; reciprocal meiotic recombination
Cellular component (GO): nuclear chromosome
Molecular function (GO): DNA binding; ATP binding; DNA topoisomerase type II (double strand cut, ATP-hydrolyzing) activity
Source: RefSeq, a predicted model, not a curated record
CGGACUGCCAGUCCACCAGUUUCAACGUUUUUCACUGAUUCCAAACUAUCAUAUUUCAACUGGAAAUGGUGCUUUCAAUUGUACAGCUGCCAGCGCGUGGUAAUGACCAGUAGUUAAUAUGAAUACCGACGACUUUGAGGACAUGCUAUUUGGCGAUUUAGCUUCGCAGACCUUUCCCGACGAUGCUUUAAGCAAUGCUUCUGAAGACGAUAUUCUCUUUCCUCUGGCCGAGGACGACUCUAUUCUCUGGGAACUACAGAACAGACCACAGCUAAUGCCAGCGCCAAUAAAAGAGACACCCGACAAGCACAGUAUUGACACAGAAUUCAGCCACAUAGAAGUCAGAUCUAACACCAAACUUCCUACCCAAGCACCGCCCCGCGACAGGCAUUGGGUCAUAGCUCGCGUAGAAGCUAUGUUGGAAAGAAUUGUGGAUGGCCUCCUCGAAGAAAGCGAAUCACUCACCAUAACGCUGAAGUCUCGAGCAAGCCUUUCUCGAAGACGGACGAAUGUUCUAGAUAGCAAUGGCCCACCUCCUGAGCCCAAGGAACGCGAUAUCAGCUUCCCAGGCGCUAGUGCGCAAGAAGCAUGGAACUUCACUGUGCUCCUGCGGAUACUGGAGCUCGUUCAUGGUGCCCUGCUUGACGACACAGUCAUGACUAAACGAGAUAUAUACUAUCGACACCCCGAUUUGUUCGUCAAGCAAUCGGUUGUUGAUCGAUAUGUGGACGAUCUAGCAUGUACCUUUGGCAUCACUAGAUCUCAGUUGAAUAUAACUGCCGCUGCAAAGGGGCUAGUCGCGGGCAACUUUACGCUGACGCGAGAAUGUGGCCAUCAAGUCAACGUCAAGAACGAUAAAGAGGGUAUGCUCAUCCCUACAGUUGGCGAUAGGGAUGCACUAGAUUUGACGUUAGUCCAAUGGAUACUCGUCAUAGAGAAAGAGGCGACAUUUCGAACUCUGCUGAGCUCCUCACAAUGGGAGUCGUUGGGAUCAUGCGGAGUGAUCUUGACUGCAAAAGGAUACCCCGAUAUAGCUACAAGAAAGUUCCUACGCCAACUAGCGGAUUGCGCCCCUUGCAUCCCCAUGUACGCGUUCGUAGACUUGGACCCUGACGGCAUCGCCAUCCUAUCCACGUACAAGUACGGCUCGUAUCGCCUUGCUCACGAAUUUGUUGCACAGAAGGAAGCACCUGCAGUGGGCUUGCCCGACAUCCGCUGGCUCGGUGUAAAGAGAAACCACCUCAGCCGAACUCCGGUAGGCGAAAGUGACACAGGCACAAAUGUGAUACCUGAACUCCAGGGUCUCAUGAAGCUCUCGCCCCGCGACCGCACGAAGGCGGCUCGAAUGCUAGAGUGGGAUCUUUGCGUCGAGGACGGGCCGGAGCAGGGUUGGAGACAAGAGCUACAGACGAUGCUUAUGCUCAAUGUCAAGGCAGAGAUGCAGAUACUGGACGAGCUGCCUGGCGGUAUGGUGUCAUGGCUGAGCAAUGAGCUCGAUCAAGCUAGCAUGCCGGUGUCUAUACAGUGGAUCGAAAGCACUGGCUCAGACGAUGGGAUGCUCUUCUGAGGUCUUUGGGAACACCUCCGCAUCACCGUGUGAACGCUAUGUCUAUCCUCCCCUUUUCUCCUCAUUCUGCAAGCGACAUGCUACAAGACUUGUCGGCGGUAGUAUUGCAAAGUCUUUUAGCACCUGUAGCCCUACUUUGAGCUCGAUUCGGUACGUCUUGAGAGACCAGAAGCAAUGCGAACAAUGUGCAACUCGAUCAACAUGUCAAGGCGUCUGGCCGCUGUCUGU